Messenger RNA from Megalops cyprinoides (Indo-Pacific tarpon), 2466 nucleotides. RefSeq names its product RAB3A interacting protein (rabin3). Gene Ontology annotation, molecular function: guanyl-nucleotide exchange factor activity. Gene Ontology annotation, cellular component: Golgi to plasma membrane transport vesicle. Lineage: Eukaryota; Metazoa; Chordata; Actinopteri; Elopiformes; Megalopidae. The record is from RefSeq and is a predicted model, not a curated record. Gene Ontology annotation, biological process: exocytosis. The coding region runs from base 379 to 1749 and encodes 456 amino acids. The transcript has 13 exons.
ACGUAGAAGAAAAAAAGGGCAGGUGUAGCGAUCCGACAGACGCUUCUCUCACUCUGAACGCAGGGGCAGACCGCUAACGUUAGCGAGCCGCAACCCUCAUCCAUCCCCGGCCUGAAACGAGUCGGCGAUUAGGCUGCAGUAUCCACCGGGACAUUUGGGCUUAUGGUUUUUAAUACUCUCGGGAGGCUGCUGUUUAAUUCCAGGCGUCCGUGGUCAUAGUAGGAGAAACACGCAGGCCACGCUAACUGUCUACUGGGUGGAGGAGGCGGUCACACCUGGACGGCUUCAGAUUGAGUUUUUGGCUCCGGUUUGUGUUCUUGUUUCAUCAUUGCGCAGACACAUUGAUCAGAAUGAGGCGUGUAUGAUGACUGCAAGGCUAUGGCCAGCGAACCCCUCGAAGGCUUCCAUGAAGUGAACCUGGCUUCUCCCACGACCCCUGACCUGCACGGCCUCGGGGAGCCCCGCACGCCAAAGCACAGUGCCCUGCCCAGCGCCUUGUACCGCACGCCCUCCCUCAACUCCAGCCCCUGCCCGCCCAACGCCCUGCGGGCAGACCAGCUGCCCACCCAGCCGGUCUACUCCGCCCCCAGACACCUGGGCAGCGAGGAGCCUCACAAUGGCAGCGUCCCAGGGUUGGAUAUCCAGACUUCAGCCUCUGGCCCCGCCUCCGCCACAGGCUCUGCCCGGCUGGAGGCGGAGUCCGCCGAGGGUGUGGUCCUAAGCAGCGAGGAGGGGGAGGACCCCCUGACCCUGAGCACCGAUAGCCUGUCCCACCUCAGGAGCCCCUCAGUGAUGGAAGUAAGAGAAAAAGGGUAUGAGAGGUUGAAGGAGGAGCUUGCCAAAGCGCAGAGGGAACUUAAGUUAAAAGACGAAGAAUGUGAAAGGCUAUCUAAAGUAAGGGACCAGCUCGGGCAAGAACUGGAAGAACUCACAGCUAGCCUGUUCGAGGAGGCCCACAAGAUGGUGCGCGAGGCGAACGUGAAGCAGGCGACCGCCGAGAAGCAGCUGAAGGAAGCCCUGGGGAAGAUUGACGUGCUCCAGGCGGAGGUGGCGGCUCUGAAGACCCUGGUGCUGUCCACCUCCCCCACCUCGCCCUGCAAGGACAUGCCUCCGGGCCCCAAGGCCCCCUUCAAGAAGGGCCACGCCCGUAACAAGAGCACCAGCAGUGCCACGCUGGGCAGCCAGCAGGAGUUCAGCGUCACCCAGCCCAUCGUCCGCGACUGCAAAGAGGUGGACGCGCUGCUCUUCAGUGAGUUUAAGGCCUGGAGGGAGGAUCCCACUCUGGAGAGGAGCUGCUCCUUCCUGGAGCGAAUCUACAGAGAGGACAUCUAUCCCUGCCUCACCUUCUCCAAGAGCGAGCUGGCUUCAGCCAUCCUGGAGGCAGUGGAGAGGAACACUUUGAGCGUGGAGCCAGUGGGCUUCCAGCCGCUGCCCGUGGUCAAAGCCUCAGCUGUUGAGUGCGGGGGACCAAAUGGCCGAAGGUCUGAGAUAGUCACAAAGUGCGCUCUCAGCGGCCAGACCAAAACCUGUAAGCACAGAAUCAAAUUCGGAGACUCCAGCAACUACUACUACGUGUCUCCCUUCUGCCGGUACCGGAUCACCUCUGUCUGCAACUUCUUCACUUACAUCCGCUACAUCCACCAAGGGCUGGUCAAGCAGCAGGAUGCGGAGCAGAUGUUCUGGGAGGUGAUGCAGCUGCGGAAGGAGAUGUCGUACGCAAAGCUGGGGUACUACAGGGACGAGCUGUGAGCGGACGGGAGGCGUGUCUCCAGCUCCCAUUGGACAAGGAACCUAGACGGACAGGGCAUCACUCCGGCCACCCCGACCCGCCAGCCAGGCUGGCUCCUUAUGCAGGCCCCGCCCCCCAGCCCUCCUCCCGUGCAUCUCAUUAUGCAGGACGCACCCACCUUUCCGCCUCAAUUUAUUCUGACUGCAAACUGAAGUGCACACUGGGCUGUUUCCGGGUACCCUAAAAUAUACAUUUCCACAAAUAUUUAAAAAGAGGAUUUAAUAUGAACUUGCUGCUGAAUUUGUUUUUUUGAUUUAGUUAUGAGCAAGAGAGGGUGAAUGAGUUCUUUAAAAAAAAAAAAAAAGUUUGAUCCUGUUUGCGUUUGUAUUGUUUUUGGAAAAAAAAAAAAUUUGUCAAGAAAUGGUACAUCUGAAGGAGAAGUAGGAUCUGUUGUGAUUUUAGACCACACCAAUAAUGUGUCCCUGGCUCUUUAGUUCUUAACCUUAACUGUAGUUAGCACUAUGUGGCAGUAAAAUUGUAUGUGUAGGUAUGAUCUGUGCUGUAUGUAUGUUUGAUUUCUGUACAUUCAUGUUUUCAUUUCUGCACUCCAAUCUUAUAAAGCUUCCCUCACUUUAUUUUAGUGCCUUUCUGGAACAAACUGAAUAAAAUUGGAUACCUCUGGAAUGCAUGUGUAGUGAAGUGUGUGUAAAGCUGCUUCCUUUGAGCAUGCUUCACAA